Messenger RNA from Stereum hirsutum FP-91666 SS1, 1728 nucleotides. Its product is annotated as carotenoid ester lipase precursor. The record is from RefSeq and is a predicted model, not a curated record. NCBI's taxonomy places the organism in Eukaryota, Fungi, Basidiomycota, Agaricomycetes, Russulales, Stereaceae. The transcript has 17 exons. The coding region runs from base 1 to 1683 and encodes 560 amino acids.
AUGAUUUUUCGUGGGGUCCUCACCGUACUUUCUCUCGCCAUACUCAAUGCUUCCAGUGGUUACUGCUCCCCUUCGACUAAUUUUGUCAACGACGGUGACCUGCCUACCAUCCGACUAGACAAUGGCACUUUCAUAGGGAAUCAAACCGGGAAUGUCACACAGUUCCUCGGUAUCCCCUACGCUCUUCCGCCAACCAGCGACCUACGCCUCCGUCUUCCCGUCGCUAAUCUCCCCUACAACGGCACCUACAACGCUUCGACCUUUGGACCUUCCUGUCCCCAGCAAUCUCCCAUAUUUGAUCCCUCGGUGAUUUCGACGAUUGCUCCGGUUGUUGCGUCCUUGGGGGACCUCUUCGCUUCUGCUACAAAUUCCCAGAGCGAGGACUGUUUGACUGUAGACGUCAUCGUACCCAACAAUGUUAGUGCAGAUGCCAGACUGCCUGUUAUCGUGUGGAUCUAUGGAGGUGGAUUCGAAGAUGGAGAGAUGACGUCAUAUCCUGGCGAAGUUGUCGUCCAGGGUUCUGUUGAGUUGAACUCACCGGUCGUAUACGUUGCGAUGAACUAUCGCUUAUCUGCAUUUGGAUUUUUACCCGGCAAAGAGGUCAAAGAAGCGGGAGUCGGAAAUCUCGGAAUGCAAGAUCAGAGGCUCGCUCUGCGAUGGGUUCAGAAGUACAUUAAGGCUUUUGGCGGCGAUCCGGACAGGGUCAUAAUCUGGGGCGAAAGUGCUGGUGCGAUAUCAACCGCACUGCACCUGGUUACGAAUGGUGGUAACGCAGAAGGAUUGUUCCACGGUGCUUUCAUGCAGUCAGGAUCGCCUCUCCCUGUAGGCGACAUCACAGAUGCGACCCAUCAAGCAGUCUACGACUUUGUCGUUGAUCGAGCUGGCUGCUCGAACGCGACCGACACACUGCAGUGCCUUCGUGAGGUACCCUUCAGUGUGUUCAAUGACGCGUCCAACCAAACGUAUUCCUUAUUCGCCUUCCAAUCAUUGAAUGAGGCAUAUGUGCCUCGCACCGACGGUGUUUUUUUGACAGAUUAUUCUCAGCAAUUGGUGCUCAAAGGCGAGGUUGCCAAUGUUCCAUUCGUCACCGGUGACUGCGAUGAUGAAGGCACAUUAUUCUCUCUCGCUAAUGCUAAUCUGACGACGGAUGAUGAAACCGAGAAUUAUAUUGCGUCGAACUACUUCCCUAACGCCUCCACGCAGGACCUCGAACCCAUAUUCGCAGCAUAUCCCUCCGAGCUUAGUGCAGGCUCGCCCUUCGACACUGGUUCUGCCAACAACCUUACUGGACAAUACAAGCGACUCGCGGCUUUCCAGGGAGAUCUUGUCUUCCAGGCUCCACGUCGAUUCUUCCUUCAGCAGAGGUCUGCGAGCCAAAGCACCUGGUCUUACUUAUGGAAACGUGGAAAAUCUACCGCCUUUGUUGGCUCGUACCACGGCAGCGACAUCCAAAACGUCUAUAGCACCGAUCCGGGUGAGCUCCUCGACGCCGUCAUCAACUUUGCUAACAAUCUCGACCCAAACGGACCCACUCUCGGCACCGACUGGCCUAAGUACACGACCGAAGCACCGACGCUGUUCACGCUCCUGGAUGGUGAUAUGCCUGUUACACUUACGAACGAUACGUACCGUGAGGAUGCGAUCAACGCGGUGAUAAAUACCUCGUUGGCGCACCCUGUUUAGUCUUGAGGGAAGGGAAGCGGAGAGGACAAUGAUGGAGCGGUCUGA